AUGAAGUUGAGUCAGAAAAUAGUGUUGAUAAGUCUUGUGCUGCUGAUUGUCUUAAGUGUUUGUGAAGCAAAGAAACGUCGAAUUCCAACGAAAAAGCAAAACAAAAUUCAAAAACAAUCAAAGCUUCCAAAAAUAAAGAAUCAAAAGCAACUUCUGUACGAGACACGUGAAACUUCGCCACCUAAUUUUGUGACACUUUUAAUUUUUCGACUCGUAUAUGGAAUAGCAUCACAAAUGGGAGUAGAAGAUCGUCUACCGGGAUUUAUUGCGCCACCAAAUGCUGAACCAGAUUACGGAUUCUUCAGUUUUGGUGGUGAAACUCCAAGCAUCUUCGGAGGUGGCGGUGACGAUGAUUACGAUUUUGGAUUUUAA
This is a messenger RNA of Clunio marinus, 372 nucleotides long. NCBI's taxonomy places the organism in Eukaryota, Metazoa, Arthropoda, Insecta, Diptera, Chironomidae. The record is from the annotation of a GenBank genome assembly.